Ostrea edulis (European flat oyster) is the source of this 1319-nucleotide messenger RNA. RefSeq lists its product as uncharacterized. The record is from RefSeq and is a predicted model, not a curated record. NCBI's taxonomy places the organism in Eukaryota, Metazoa, Mollusca, Bivalvia, Ostreida, Ostreidae. The transcript has 4 exons. Bases 74 to 1207 code for a protein of 377 amino acids.
AUUAAUAAAAAUAAAUGUUAUAAGGGAAAUUGAUCAAGGUGCUUCCAGUUAAAACUUAGAAAACAUAUAUGGAAUGGAUUCAAUAUUUCAAAUGAGGAUUUUUAAUUCAUGGAGAGGUCGAAACAUAAGAUUGGCUUUAUUGGUUUUAUCACUCAAUGUAAAUACAACUAAAGGCAGCUGUGUUAACGAUGGAGGCGAGUGCUGUACGAAUUUUUACCGUUACAAUGGGAAAUGCAUUCCCUGUCCUGUGGGUUCAUAUGGAGAUAACUGUUCCUUAACUUGUUCACCUCCGCUCUACGGGAAGAACUGUGGGCACCGGUGUACAUGUAGUCCGGAUGAGGAGUGCAAUCCCUAUAAAGGAUGUGUCAGAAUCGAUACCGCGUACACUCCUUCUACAAGUAUCAAAGCAGGAAACGACAUGGAGUCAACACCAAAUUCAAUAAAAGUGGAAACAACAUCAAUGAGAAAUCCUUACAAUUCAAAAGUAGACAAAGUAUAUCCUGUUUCUACGGAUAUCAUUCCUAUCUUAGAAGUGGUAUCCAAGGAAACAAAUUCUGUGACUCCUAAGUCAGUUGCUGGAGGUAACUCACAAACUUUGCAGGUCAUCAUAAUCACGGGACCUGUUUUAUCUUUAUUUCUGACCAUAAUAAUAAUUAACCAGAUUCACGGAAAACUGAAAAAGCGUAGGAAAAACAUCUCCGCAAGUCAAAAGCCUAAGUCCUUGGCUACAAACGAAGCAGAGGAAGAGGCUUAUGUAGAAAUCAACGAGUCUGGCAUGCUGGAAAAUAUUUCAAGAUACGACAAAAUCGAGUCGCAACCGUCAAUAAAACAACAAAACUCAAACGAAGAUGAUUUGAAAAUUGAUAUCUGUGAUGUCACAAAAGCAAUGCGUCCAAAAUUAAGGAAUAAAGUGAUCGAUAUUAAACCAGAAGAACCAAGUGUUAGACAAGAAGAUGAGAGUUUGGAAGAGAGACGUUCAGAUUAUCUGGAUGUUGUGACCGACACACUUUAUGAAUCCCCAGAUAAUUCUUACCUGAAACCAGUAUGUAUGUUAAACACGUAUAUAGACGUGAUAGGUUCGCCACCAAAAGGGAUGUCAGAAAGCGGAAGUCGGACCGAGUGUCAGACCUUUGAAGUGGAAAGUCCAUCGAUCUGUCAAAGCGAGCUAACCAGCCAAAGGGACACAUAUCUUGAAGUUGUCCAUUAAUAGAGACCAUUCAUAUUUUGUUUUUAAUCUGAUAUAACAAAUACUUGUAAAAAAUAAUGUGGAUAAGCAUGUACUAAAACAGAUUAAACGUAACUUUCAACGAUAAAAACAA